This is a messenger RNA of Thermothelomyces thermophilus ATCC 42464, 1480 nucleotides long. RefSeq lists its product as uncharacterized. The transcript has a single exon. NCBI's taxonomy places the organism in Eukaryota, Fungi, Ascomycota, Sordariomycetes, Sordariales, Chaetomiaceae. Bases 293 to 1303 code for a protein of 336 amino acids. The record is from RefSeq and is a predicted model, not a curated record.
CAAGAAAUCUUUGUCUUCUGGCUUGCAGCGGAGCUCUCUCGUGCUGUGGUCCACUCAAUGCGUACACUAAUUAGUGCGUAAAGACGCUCAACACAACCGCUGCGCACAUUGUUCGUCAUUGCCAAGGGUCUCUCGCGUCUCAACAGAAGACUCAAUACAACCUCUGACAGUACAACCAGCUAUCGACCACCCAAUCAUAAAGCAAAAGCAGAGGGGGAAAAACGAGAAAGAGUGGGAGGGGAGAAUAGAAUAGAACAGGAAAAAUAUUAUAAGGAAGAAGAAAGAGAACGCAAUGGAAGAACUCAACCUCCUCAUCCUCGGCGCCGGUUGGACGGCCACCUUCCUCAUUCCGCUCCUCCAGUCCCGCAACAUCUCCUUUGCGGCAACCACAACCACAGGCCAUCCCGUCGCCGGCGUUCCAACCCUCCCCUUCAAAUUCGACCCCUCAGCGCCUGAGCACGAAACCCGCUCGGCCAUCGCGGCCCUGCCCCGCGCCCGCCACAUCCUCAUCACCUUUCCGCUCAUCGGCGCCGGCCCCAGCCGGCUCCUUCUCUCGACCUACACCGAGACGCAUCUCACUUCGGUAUCCACCGCCCAGCCAGAUGAUGGCACCGGUCCAUUCCGCUUCAUCCAGCUCGGGAGCACCGGCAUCUGGCAGCAACAACAACAACGACAACAACAACAACAACAACAAAAACACCAAGAAGCGCCCACUCCAACCUCGCCCUGGCUGACUCGGCACUCGCCCUACGCCCGGGACAACCCGCGCGCCGUCGCCGAGGACGAGCUGCUCGCCCUGGGCGGGUGCGUGCUCAACCUCGCGGGCCUGUGGGGCGGCACCCGGGCACCGCGCCGCUGGGCGCGCCGCGUGGCGCCCACCAAGGAGGCCCUGCGCGGCAAGGCGAGCCUGCACCUCGUCCACGGCGCGGACGUCGCGCGGGCCCUCGUCCGGCUCGUGGAGGGCGACGCCGUCGGGUCGCUGUGGGACCGGGCCGGUAGGGGCCAGCGGUGGAUGGUCACGGACGGGUUCGUGUACGACUGGUGGGCCUUGGUGGUUGGCUGGGCGGAUUCUGCUGCUGCGGAGGAGGAGGAGGAGGAGGAGGAGGAGGGCGAGGGCGAGGGCGAGGCCGAGGCCGAGGUAGGGGCCGAGCCGACUGAGCGGGCUCGCUGGGUGUUUGAGCUCAUGAGGGAGCACGGGAUCAGGGCAUUGCCCAGGCCGAUGGAGACGCUGGGGAGGUGCUACGACACGAGGGAGUUCUGGGAGGCGUUUGGGCUAGUGCCGUUAAAGGGGCGGAUGUGCUGAUCCGUUUAGAACAGGGGGAUGUGCGCGUGGUUAAAAUAGAAAGCUCCUGAAUAAUCGUGACCUUGGGUUGUAUGGGAAACACCUAAUUAAUUAAACCUGAUCAAUACCUCCAGUGUGUUAUUGUAAAGUUUAGCUCAAUAUUCUGAAGAGACCAGCCUACAUAAUGUCAAAGCGUGG